Molecule: messenger RNA, 2561 nt
Organism: Prunus dulcis (almond)
Lineage: Eukaryota; Viridiplantae; Streptophyta; Magnoliopsida; Rosales; Rosaceae
Exons: 2
Molecular function (GO): nucleic acid binding; zinc ion binding
Source: RefSeq, a predicted model, not a curated record
AGAGCCAGGCAUCUGCAUCUACUCCACAAUUGGGGUUGGAAGUAGAAGUUGAAACUGAAAUUGAUGUUGGUGAGUUGGGGAACCAGUUUGUAGAAGUGGAUGUUGAUUUAGAUGAUGAUGGUUAUGAUGAGGUACAUAAGGAGGGAGAUAAUGAGGCAGAUGACAGUGAAGAUGAUGAGGCUGAAGAUGAUGAUAGUGUAGAAGAGGCUGAAGAUGAUGAUAGUGUAGAAGAGGCUGAAGAUGAUGACAGUGAGACAGACAUUGAGUUGAUUGACUCCGAGUUUGAGCAGUCAGAUGAAGAAGGGUUGAAGAGAGUCUUGGAAGAGGAUGAUAACUUGUUUGAUAAACAUGUAGUUGAUGAAGAAAAUGAUGAAUACAAUGAAGAACCUGGGGAGGUUGACAGUGAAGACUACAAUACCGACGAUCUUGUAAGUCUUGAUGAAGAAUCUGAUGAGGGUGAAGGUGUGAAAAACCGUAGCCGCAGAAGAAAAGCUCCUAGAUUUAAGCAGUUUAGAAGAGAAUCUGAUUUGCUGAAGCCAACAUUUCAUUUGGGAAUGGAAUUUACCAACAUGGAGCAGUGUAGGGAAGCAAUAAGGUAUUAUGCAGUUUCAUGUGCAAGGCCAUUGAAGUGGGUGACGAAUGAUUCGAAUAGGGUGAGGCUGAAAUGUGAAGGAGAUAAAAAACAAAAGGUUCCAUGUCCUUGGAUGCUAUAUGCUUCUCAUGUGGGGAAAGGUCCAAGUACAAGGAUUAAGACAUAUGUUCCAAGGCAUACAUGUGGAAGGAGGCAAAGAACCAAGUAUGCCACUUCAUCAUGGCUGUCUAAGAGGUUUGAUGAGGAGUUAAGAGAUAAUCCCAAAAUGAAAGUGACAGAUUUCAUGAAGUUAAUAAGGAAACAUUAUGCCAUAGAUGUAACUGAGGCUCAAGUUUAUAAAGCCAAGAGUUUUGCAAAAAAGAGAAUUCAAGGCAGUAUUGAAGAGCAAUAUGGUAAGUUGUGGGAUUAUUGUGAAGAGUUAAAGAGCAAUAACCCUGGAAGUACUGUUAUUGUGAAAACUGAAUUGCAAGGUGAGAAUCCUAUUUUCAAGAGGAUUUAUGUAUGUUUUGGAGCACUUAAAAAGGGAUUUGUGGAAGGAUGUAGACAAGUGGUGGGUUUUGAUGGGUGCCAUGUUAAGGGGUCUCAUCUAGGGCAGAUUCUAAGUGCAGUUGGGAUUGAUGGAAAUAAUGGGAUGUAUCCAAUUGCUUUUGCGGUUGUUGAAGUUGAAAAUACAGAGACUUGGGGUUGGUUCUUUGACAUAUUCUUUCAAGAUGUAGGUAUUGAAAAUGGCAAUGGAUGGGUUUUCAUUACUGAUAAGCAAAAGGGUUUGGGGAAUGCCCUUCAUGCUUUGAUGCCCAAUGCUGAGCACAGGCAUUGUGUGAGGCACUUGCACAAUAAUUUCAAGCUUGCAGGCCAUACUGGUGCAGCUUUCAAGCAGAGGUUGUGGGCAGCAGCUAGGGCAACAACAAUACCUGUAUUUGAAGCUGAAAUGGAGCAGAUGUUGGGUCAAUCUCAGGCAGCUUAUAAGUGGCUUCAGGAGAGAGCAGCUGCUCAUUGGAGUAGAUCACACUUUAGUACAGUCCCAAAGUGUGAUAUACUUCUAAACAACUUGUGUGAGUGUUUUAAUGCUGCAAUUCUAGAAGCAAGAGAUAAGCCCAUUGUUACUCUUUUGGAGAGAAUUAGAACCUACUUGAUGCUUAGAAUGGCUAGACUUAGAGAGACAGUGUGGCCCCAUGAGGUUGGUCCAAGAAUAUUUGGUAUUGUGGAGAAGAAUUCAAUUGAAAGUGGCCACUGCAUAGCUUUGUAUGCUGGUGGGGGGAAGUAUCAAGUUAAUAGCAUGUUGGGAGCUAUGUUUGUUGUGGAUUUAGAAAGGCAUACAUGUACCUGCAGAAAAUGGGACUUAAGUGGAAUUCCUUGUCCACAUGCCUUGGCUUCAAUAGCAAAGAGUGAGCACAGCCCUCUGGAUUUUGUGCAUGCACUUUACAAAAGGCCGGCAUAUGAUAGGGCUUAUGAGGGCUAUAUAUCUCCAAUGCCUAGUCAAGCAUAUUGGAGAAAAAUAGGGCAUGUACCUAUCAAGCCACCUGUUUAUCGCAUCCAACCAGGAAGGCCCAAACUUAGCAGAAAUAGAGAAGCUGAUGAAAUACCAAAAGGGGCAACAAAACUUAAAAGGUAUGGCAUUGUAAUCACGUGCCGCAACUGUGGACAAGAAGGUCACAAUUUUGCUGGCUGUCCCCAACUUCGACAGGGGCAACCUAGAGGUAGAGCAAGAUGCGGUAGAAGGGGAAGAGGAGCUGUGAGGGGAAGAGGUGCAAGGGGAAAAGGAGCUGCAACUGCUAAUGGAGAUGUUGAUACUACAAGUGUCAAUGCAAGUGGAACAACUGCAAGUGGAACAACAACUGUCAGAGGUGUUAAGAGAGGCAGAGGUGUUGUCGGUGAACAACAACAAACUCAGGCCAGACCAAAGUUUAAUGUAAGUACUUGGAUUAUUGUGGUGUGCUUUGAAUCAAUCAUUGCAUUAUUGAAGGCUUAA